Closterium sp. Naga37s-1 is the source of this 1677-nucleotide messenger RNA. NCBI's taxonomy places the organism in Eukaryota, Viridiplantae, Streptophyta, Zygnematophyceae, Desmidiales, Closteriaceae. The record is from the annotation of a GenBank genome assembly.
AUGUCUUGGCAAUCUGGAUCAGAAGUCGAGCCGCUGCAACCGCCGCCCGUGGCGCAACAGCAGCAGCAACAACAACAGCACCAGCGCCACCGCAGCACCCAAUCGGAAGAAUUCGAGUCAGCAGUCGCUGCCGUCAUUUCGCGAAUCAAGAUCGACAAGCCCCCUUCGUCAAAUUUCGAGUCGGCGCCGAAGCCGCCUCUCCCCGCGGCGGCGCGCGAAGCAGCGGAUUUCUCUAUGGGAGAAACGUCGUCGGCGCCGCGUUUCGCGGCGGGGCAUCAGGCCCAGCUUCAACAUGACGGAAGCCCUUGGGAAAACCCGAGCGCGCAUUCCACGGCGGAUAUGAUCGUGUCUCCGCCGGCGACGGCUUAUCUCCGCCCGAACCGCUUCGGCACGCCGCUGGUGCGUCCUUCUAGCGCGGGGAGCUCCCGCGGGGGCAGUUCUGCCGGCGGCGGGAGUUUCCGCGCGCAGCGCGGCGACGCGUCGCCGCCUACGUUUAAUAUCCCGUUAACUACCACUCACACGCAGAAGCAGCGUUGGCCGGACAGCCACGGCGCCCAAACCCUAAGCGCGUGGCUCCAACGAACCAGCAGCUCAGGCUCGGGAUCUGGUUCGGAAGGCAAAGCAGCACAAGACCACGGGGCGCUGCAGCGCUGCGCUUCGGCGCCGCACGAGCGCAACGGCGGCGGCGUGAAUUCCGACGGCGCGCCGCGCGGCGGCGGUGACGAAGCGCGCGAAAUAGCGGCGGCGCUACAAUCUGGCGGGGGCGGCGGCGGGAUGCAGCAGGAAACCGAGGAGGAGCGCUCUAUAAAGCGCCGGCUUCUAAACCGCGAAUACGCGAAGCGGUCGCGGCAGCGGCAGCACGAGCGCUUCGUGGAGCUCGAGGCGCAGGUGAAUUCUAUGGCGGCGGAGAAACGCGCCGCGGACCAGCGGCUUCAGGAGAUGGAACAAGCGCUGAUGAUCCUCCAGGAGGAAAACGCGCGGCUGCGGCAGAUUGCCGCGGGGCGCUACAGCCGCGACAUGGCGGAAAUACUGCGCGCGAUACAACAGGCGGGGGGAUUUCCCGCGGAGGCGGCGGCGGGGCUUUCCGCCGCGGGAGGGUUUCCCCCGGGAGGGUUUGCGGCGCCAGUAGAGCCUCCGCAAACGGGUUUCGCGCCCGACGCUCGUGGCGCUCGCGGUUUCCUAGAGGAGGGCGCGUCCGCUCCCGCCUCCGGUUCCGCCGCCGCCGCCGCAGCAGCAGCAGCGCGAGUAGAUUUGCGUUUUAAUGCCGCGGGCGCGUUUACCGGUGCGAGCAGCUAUCAGGGGAUCGAACUCGCGGGGACAGACACUGAGACAGCGAUUGGGGGGAACUGGCCGCGCAGUGCUUCCGCCCCUGCGCCUGAACACGUCAGCGGAGGAGCCCAUGCUCCGCAAGCGCCAGGGUUUGGUGCUGCUGACGUGGACAUUUCCCUGGGAGCAGAUGAGGACACGGCUGCUUUGCUGGCUGUGGCUGGGCUUGUAGGGGGGAAUGGGGGAAGUGGGGAGAGAGGUAGGCUGGGUGGGGCGAAGGAGGGAGCAGAACUGGGGAAUGGGAUGGAGGAUGUGGGAGGGGUGGGAGGAGGGGGAGGAGGGGAAGGAGGGGAAAGGGUGGAGGGGUCGAGCUGCGGAGCGGUGGGGGGGGGGUGCGGGGGAGUGGAAUGA